Daldinia loculata is the source of this 1628-nucleotide messenger RNA. RefSeq names its product chorismate synthase. Gene Ontology annotation, cellular component: cytosol. Gene Ontology annotation, molecular function: FMN binding; chorismate synthase activity. Gene Ontology annotation, biological process: chorismate biosynthetic process; aromatic amino acid biosynthetic process. The record is from RefSeq and is a predicted model, not a curated record. Lineage: Eukaryota; Fungi; Ascomycota; Sordariomycetes; Xylariales; Hypoxylaceae. Bases 198 to 1457 code for a protein of 419 amino acids. The transcript has 2 exons.
CCUCGAUCCGUUUGCUCUUUGACUCAUACGAACAAAGCCUCCUAUCGCUUUAAAGGGACCACGACGCAGUCCCAGAGGAUCAAGAAAGCGAACUUACUAGACAACUUAUAAGAGUACUUAUAUCAUAUCAUAGUCCAACAAUUGAUAAGUUUAAAUAACUCUUACCGAACCAUCGACUACUUUUCGAGUAUCACAAGAUGUCGACCUUUGGAGAUUUCUUUCGGGUAACUACCUACGGCGAAUCCCAUUGUCGUUCGGUAGGAUGUAUCGUUGAUGGUUGCCCUCCAGGUAUGGAACUCACCGAGGACGAUAUUCAGCCCCAGAUGACCCGUCGCCGCCCGGGUCAGAGCAAUAUCACAACUCCCCGGAAUGAGAAAGAUCGAGUAGCCAUACAAUCUGGUACCGAGUUUGGUAUUACACUGGGAACUCCGAUUGGCCUAGUAGUCCUCAAUGAAGAUCAAAGACCUAAAGAUUAUGGAAACAAGACAAUGGAUCUUUACCCGCGACCUAGUCAUGCCGAUUGGACUUACCUCGAGAAGUACGGUGUUAAAGCGAGUAGUGGUGGUGGAAGAAGCUCUGCUCGUGAGACAAUUGGUAGAGUGGCAGCUGGAGCCAUUGCUGAGAAGUAUCUUAAGCUCGCUUACGGUGUUGAGAUUACCGCUUUCGUCACGUCUGUUGGCGCCGUUCAUAUGUUCCCACCCACACCCGAAUAUCCGACCCCCAGUCAAAAUCCCGCAUUCAUGGAGCUAAUCCAGAAUAUCGACCGCGAAACAGUCGACAAGUUCCUGCCCGUAAGAUGCCCGGAUGAACAGUCUUCGCAAAAGAUGGCAGACUAUAUAGCCGCAUUCAAAGAGCGCAACGACAGCAUCGGCGGAACGGUGACCUGUGUUAUUAAGAACGUGCCAAGUGGUUUGGGAGAGCCGUGCUUUGACAAACUAGAGGCGAAGCUUGGACAUGCUAUGCUUAGUAUACCAGCAACUAAGGGCUUUGAGAUCGGCUCCGGUUUCGGCGGUUGUGAGGUACCGGGAUCUAUCCAUAAUGACCCCUUUAUCAGGGCACCGGAAACCCCUGCCAGCGUGGACACCGGUGCUGGACGGGCUGGAACGCCUAAACCCAAACUUACAACCAAGACGAAUAAUUCUGGAGGUGUCCAGGGCGGUAUCUCAAACGGGGCGCCUAUCUACUUCCGAGUCGCCUUCAAGCCGCCUGCCACCAUCAGCCAGGCGCAGAAGACAGCUACUUACGACGGUGAUUCCGAAGGCGUACUAGAAGCUAAGGGGAGACACGACCCUUGCGUGGUUCCGAGGGCGGUGCCCAUCGUUGAGGCCAUGGCGGCUCUAGUAGUUAUGGAUGCGCUGAUGCAGCAGAUGGGACGACACGAGGCUAGGAGACAUCUUCCGCCCCUAAAACAGACGGUGCCGCCGGCGGAUAAUGGUGUCUCUAUGGAUACGAAAUAAAAGGCUGGGGGUAGAUAAAACCGGAUUACAAAAUAUAGCGGGAUAAAAUAAUAUGAUUCGUCAUUUUUUUUUUUUAUAAUUUUCUUUUUGAAGUUCUUUCUAAUUACAGGAUAUAAUAAACGCCACUUAAGUUAAUCAGCGGGGGUUAUCUCUUUACUUUUCAAUUCACAA